This is a messenger RNA of Fusarium fujikuroi IMI 58289, 1689 nucleotides long. Its product is annotated as related to MSS51 protein. NCBI's taxonomy places the organism in Eukaryota, Fungi, Ascomycota, Sordariomycetes, Hypocreales, Nectriaceae. Gene Ontology annotation, biological process: protein targeting to lysosome; endosome to lysosome transport; early endosome to late endosome transport. Gene Ontology annotation, cellular component: early endosome; late endosome; extrinsic component of endosome membrane. Bases 1 to 1689 code for a protein of 562 amino acids. Gene Ontology annotation, molecular function: phosphatidylinositol binding. The record is from RefSeq and is a predicted model, not a curated record. The transcript is spliced from 3 exons.
AUGACCGCUGCUCCCUCUGUGGCUCCGGCCGUGCCUCCUGCCCGUCCGCCAGCCCCACGCACCAAAUCGGUUGCCUUUGAUACCGAGCCGCCGACCUCUUCCAAUAUGGCCUCUCCUACUCGCCGUCCUUUACGCUCUAAUCCUAUCGAUCCCUUGUCCGACCGAGCGACUUCGCUUCUGAUACGUCGGACCCUCUGCUCCCCUCAGCUCGGGGAAAAAAGCCGCGAUUCGCAAGUGCCUAUAGACGCGCUGCUUCCACCAUUGACUAGUCGCAACGAUGUCGACCUUCAAUUGUACGCCCUGCUCGCUAUUGUCAUGAGAGAGUUCGUGCAGAGCUGGUAUAGCAAAAUCACUACGGAUGAACACUUUGUAUCAGAGAUAUUGCACAUUAUCGCCCACUGUUCGCGAGCCUUGGAACAGCGGUUCCGCAAGGUUGAUCUAGAGAGCCUAGUGUUGGAUGAGAUACCUGACUUGCUGGACAAGCACAUAACAUCGUACCGUAUCUCUCAUAGCCCUACCGCCAGACAGCCUGUUGAGGUCGACCCUCGAGAGGCCUACCACGCCAUGUGCCCUCUGCCACACCUCGCACCAGUCCCCCACCCAGAUUGCCCAGACACCAUAUCCGAUCAGAAAGAGAAUGAAGCGCUGUAUCGCCAAUUGCUGGUUCAGGGCGUCCUUGCGAUCCUAUUGCCCACAGAAGACCUCGAGAACCCUUGUCUCACGUCUCUCGUUGAACAGAUCUUUUCGGAGCUUAUCAUUGGUAACAUCAUAGCCAAUAAGGCAUCUCAGCCAUGGAUGCUGUAUGAGGGCAUCUGCAUCACGGCCAGGGUUUUGCGACAAAGAAAAGACCAAGGGGCAGUGGUUGCAGAGACCCAAAGCGAUGCUGGUGGGCCCAAGGUUGACGUAAGAGGCCGUCGCAGCUGGUCUGUAAGGUCUAUGUUCCUUGCCGUUAUCCAGCUUGGGAUGCUGGUAGUUGCCUCGCUCCGAUUUAUCACGACUGCUCUGGUGAUGACAUCGUCCCUUCCUGCUAGGGCCACGCCCUUAGAUGAGAAAGAAGCUUUGCUGGAUCACGACAAGUCUCCGCCGAGGUCAUUCGACCCCGUUAAGGCGCCGAUCCUAUCGUGUCGAGUAUGGACAUGUCUUGGAAAUCUGUUUGAGCUCAGCUUGCGCAUGCCUUGGCUGGAUGGAUUUCUAUCACUUUUACAAUACGGCGCGGUCAACGGACCUGGACGAAUCGCUGGCCACGAUGGCCCUAUUGACAGGCUCCUCUCGCAUCACAUCAAUUCCCUCUUUUCUCCCUCGAAUCUACCCCCUCUUCUGCGUACCCUUCGCGGUAUCCUCUUUCCCAACAACGCCCCUGGUAAGACGACCUUGUUCCCACCAUCGUCCGACGCCGAGCUGCAAGCCCUGCGACGUAGAGCCGCUAAGUCUCUUUGGGGUUUGCUACCGAAGGGUGUGGGAAGGCUUUAUUUUGGUGGUCGCUUAUGGCGGCGAAGUGCGGAGAGCGAGUGUGAUUUAUCAGAUGACGAGGAUCUGGUAGAUGAAAUGGAGAGGCUGCUUCUUGUGCUAGACGAUGAGUACUGCAACAAGCAUCUGAUGUACAGCAUUCUCGAGCUGUUACUUGCUCGUCUGAUGCCUGAACUGGCGGAGAAGAGCGUGACGGAGCUUUGGGAAGAAAGACUUGGCUGA